GCAAUUAGCACAAAACUCUUUUGCUGUGAAAAAAUUUGGGUAAUACAGAGAAAUAAUAAAAACGAUGUCGUUCUCUGAAGGAAGAUAGAAAUCCCUUGAUUUCUGCUGCUAUGCUCUAAUUUCCCUCUUUUUCACCUCUGUGCUCUCUUCUUCUUCUUCUUUGUGCUUUUUCUCUCUCUUUGCAGUGCCACAAUCAAAUGGAAGACCUACCAAUCCAGAAGGUAGCAAUAUCAGGUCCCACAUUAGCCUCUAUAAUACAACGCAUCUCUUCAUCAUUAGGUGACGCGGACGGCCUCUUAUUCGGCCACGUCUCCCACAUAGCUCCCUCAACUCUCUCCGAUGACUCUCACCUCUCCGAUUCCGAUUCCGAUCAUCAACUCAUCGCCACUGUCACUUCCUUCCUUUGCCCUAACUCUCCCCUCUCUUUCUACGACUCACUCGGCCGAGUCAACUCGCCUAAUCUCCUCCGUCUCCUCUCCCAAACUCCUCACAACCACCACUUCCUCGGCUGGUUCUCCGGCCGCCGUAAAACUCCUCUCCGUCCAUCAAUGCGAGAAUUCUCCGUUUCACGCUCUCUCUCCUCCUCAUCUCAGUUCCUUUUCCCUAUCAAAAACCUAAUAAAUAAAACACUCUCGCCGUGCAUUUUUCUCUUAUACUCUACUCCUCUACAAGAUCAACUAAUCCACACGCACGAUUAUCGCGCAUAUCAGUUUCGUCAUAAAACGCUUUCGUUUGAUCCGAAACCGAUUGAUAUUGUCAACAUAGGACCGGCUUUUCGAGGUCAUUAUGGUAAUUUCAGCCCUAGUAAUUCAGGGUUGCCGAUGCUGAACUGCGAAGUGAGUGGUUUAUCGGCGAUGAAUGAGGAUAGUUUGAGUGAGAGGAAGCAAAUUAACAAGGAUCAGAAGGAAUUAAAUAUGUGUGCCGAGGAUUUUGAGGUUAAAAAUUUGAGUAGGUUAAUUGGACCCGAGGCUUCGAGUUAUACAUUAGGUUUAGAGAAUUUGUAUGAGAAAAUGUUGGUUAAGAUUGAAAGUUUGGCUAGACAAGUUGAGAUAAGUGAUACGAAGGUUCUUGCGCAGGAAAAUGUUAAUAGGAAGUUAAGGUACAAAGUUGCCCGCACUGGACUAGAGUAAACUGCUUCACUCCUGCUUUUAUUCUUAAGCUUGCUUCAGAAUUGUGCCACAUUUUAGAGUCAAGAUAUCGAAGACCAAGUAGUCAAGGAAUUUCUAUUGAUGGUUCUUGAGGUUAGAUAUAUUCAUGACCACUUUGGAGCUGAAAAAAGAUGAUUAUCAUGGAACCCCUGCUGAUACUAAUUGCUAUUGAGGGGAUUGUAGGUAGCAUGUAAAAAUGAGUUGCCAUUGCUUCCUGUGGGAAUCCAUGUACACUUGUUAUGUAUUUAAUUCAUUUGCUUUGUGCUCGUUGUGCUUUUGAAAUUUUCCCUUCUUUGUUUAAAGAGGCGCAAUGCGGCUUGAAGGAUUGAGGGGAAAAGAAAAGGGAACGAAACAAAUUGGUAAAAAAAAAAAGAUUAGUGCUUCAA
This is a messenger RNA of Ricinus communis (castor bean), 1534 nucleotides long. RefSeq names its product BRCA1-A complex subunit Abraxas 1. Gene Ontology annotation, cellular component: nucleus. The record is from RefSeq and is a predicted model, not a curated record. Lineage: Eukaryota; Viridiplantae; Streptophyta; Magnoliopsida; Malpighiales; Euphorbiaceae. Gene Ontology annotation, molecular function: polyubiquitin modification-dependent protein binding. The transcript is spliced from 3 exons. The coding region runs from base 198 to 1130 and encodes 310 amino acids.